Messenger RNA from Mangifera indica (mango), 1691 nucleotides. RefSeq names its product cytochrome P450 81Q32-like. The record is from RefSeq and is a predicted model, not a curated record. The transcript is spliced from 2 exons. Lineage: Eukaryota; Viridiplantae; Streptophyta; Magnoliopsida; Sapindales; Anacardiaceae. Gene Ontology annotation, molecular function: oxidoreductase activity, acting on paired donors, with incorporation or reduction of molecular oxygen; heme binding; monooxygenase activity. Bases 1 to 1521 code for a protein of 506 amino acids.
AUGGAAGCUCUGCACUAUAUCCUUGUGUUGGUCUCCGUCCUUCUCCUUCUCUACCAACUCACGGUUCCUAAAAGAGUUGAACGUAAAAACAAAUUGCCUAGGCCUCCUAGUCUUCCUAUAAUAGGUCAUUUCCUCUACAUAAAAAUGCUCUUCAAAUUGCCCUUGCAUGAAGUUCUUAAUGAUCUCUGCAACAAGUAUGGUCCUUUGUUUCUUCUGCACUUGGGUUCCAGACAGGUACUCGUACUCUCCACCCGUGCAGACAUUGAAGAAUGCUUCUCAAAAAAUGAUAUAAUCUUUAGCAAUCGUCCGCUGUUGCCCUCAAGAAAGGGUUUAGAGUACAACUUCACUGGCCUUGGAGCUCCGUAUGGCCAUCACUGGCGCAAUCUCAGACGCUUCUUUGCCGUUGAAGUAUUCUCACCAAAGCGUCUGCAAAUGUCUUCAAACAUUCGCACUGAAGAAAUUAGACACAUGACAAAAUAUCUCUUCAAAAGAUCUUCUCAAGGGGUUGUGACAGUGGAACUGAGUUCGUUUCUUUACAUGCUGGAUUUUAAUGUAAUAAUGAAGAUGGUUGCAGGUAAUAGGUGCUUUGAAGAAAAUGAAAUCGACACAGACAGAGGCAGAGACAAAUUAGCUGAGCUUAAGCAGUGGUUUAGUCCUUUCGAGCCAUUGGCCCUGGGUGACUACUUUCCAUUUCUGAGAUGGUUGACACGUCAUGGAGCCGAGAAGAAAAUCCACAACAAACAUAAAAAGAGAGAUGCUUUUUUGCAGGCCAUGCUUGAUGGGCAUCAAAAUCUAAAUAAAACUCCUUCAGUUAGCAGUGGCGGUAGCCAGACUGAUCAAUCCAUCAUCGAUGUCAUGCUGAAGCUAAAGGAAUUCGAACCCCAAUUCUACAUCGAUGAAGUGAUGAAAGGAAAUAUGGCGGCAAUGCUGAUAGCGGGCACACACACGACGGUGCUCACAAUGCAAGCAGCUAUUUUACAGCUCAUGUCAAAUCCAGAGAACCUGAGGAAAGCAAGGGACGAGAUUGACAAAGUGGUUGGACAAUCCAGACUGUUGAAUGAGGAGGACCUUCCUAAUCUUCCAUUCCUUCAUUGCAUUAUUAAUGAGACCCUCAGACUUGAUGUGGUAUCGACUUUACCUCCACGCGAGUCAUCGGAGGACUGCUCGAUCGGAGGGUACCACAUCCCGCACGGCACGCAGUUGAUGGUGAACAUAUAUAGCCUGCACAGGGACCCCGAGUUGUGGACAGAGCCCAACAAAUUCAUGCCUGAGCGUUUCCAAGAGAUUGAAAAAGAAAAGGGAGGGUUUAAAUUUGUCCCAUUUGGUUUUGGAAGAAGGAUAUGCCCUGGAUCAACAUUAGCCAAUAGACUUGUGGCAUUGUCGCUGGGGACCUUGAUACAGUGCUUUGAGUGGGAAGAGGCUGAGACUGAUGAGAAGAGCCAAGAUGUGGCGAAACACAAAUUAAUGAAGAUGAUAUUUCGACCUCGUGAAGCACUUACUCAUGUGCUUGCUCAACUUUGAAUUGAAAACUGCUGCUUAAAACUCCUGUAACUUUUCCUUUGAAUUUCCUCUUGAACGUUUAAUUCAAGGUAGUUGAUGAGUUUUCCUAAAAAUAUUAUGGUGUUUACAUUCCACAUGCCAAGUUAUGGUAUCUCUUGUAAACGUGACCUCACAUUUAAAUAAUAUUUUAU